AUGCUAGCGACUUCAACAUAUCUUCAAACAACAACCUCGACGAAACGCUCUGUGAAGCAUAAAAUCAAGGAGAGCGACACGCUAGCUGGCAUAGCUAUUCACUACGGCAUUCCCAUUGAUGAUUUAAAACGAACGAAUAGAAUAUGGGACACUAGUGACAUACAUCAGCUCUCUGAGCUGUCGAUUCCGCUCGAACUAUGCUCUGUCGCCCAUCUAUAUUCCAGACUACCCGCUCACCAGCAGUCAGAGUCUUUUGGAGACACGUCUUCGUUGUCCGAUACUGGCUAUAGUAGCUUCACUGGAAACGGUGAUGUGCUGUCUCUUGACGAUCCCUGGUCGAAUAAUCAUCAUAGAAAUAGUAGUAGUGACGAGCGCGAGGACAAUGCUCACCAGAUACUCACUCCUUCAGAUCCAAGACCAUCUUUCGCACGUCAACAGCUGCCUCUUCAUCUACUACCGCAGAUCCCACCACCUAUAAUAAACCCUUCAAACGCCGCAACACCAACAUCAACAGCCGAUAUAUUACGAGCUGUAGAUUCUGAUGUGGCUACCGCACUCUCCAGUAUAAUAGCCGCUGCUGCAAAACCUUCCAAGCCCGUCAUGACGUACUUUAAUCUAGAACAACCUAAUGGGUCAACAUCGUUAGCUAACGGAUCAGCAUUCACGACAAGUCCUAUAUCGCCUAUAUUGGAAAAGGGGAUUAUACAGGAUCCAAAUGUCAUGUGGCAGCAGUUUGUGGGAGUAGGCAGGCAGCCUGGCGUGAGAAGAACUAGAAUCAGGGCAGACAGUUCUUUUGGAUCUGGGGAUGCUUGGUCUUGGAUUUACAAUUGUUUUGGAUCAUCAUCAUCAAUCCCAUACACUGAUCUCCCAACAGAAAGCGAAAACCACACACCGAUAACAAACCACACAGAUACCAGUGUAAAAGCCACCAUAACCAGAUUAUUCGAAUCCUGCAUGCGAAACUUGGGCAUAUGGUCUUCAUCCCCACCAAUACAUUUAUCACGAGACUCAUCAGGUCUACUUGGCUUUGACUCAAGAAGUGAAUCACGACCAGAUUUAUAUGGUAGUACGAGCCAACAACGUGGUGUCAUAUCCAUCUAA
Synchytrium microbalum is the source of this 1101-nucleotide messenger RNA. RefSeq lists its product as uncharacterized. The record is from RefSeq and is a predicted model, not a curated record. Bases 1 to 1101 code for a protein of 366 amino acids. Lineage: Eukaryota; Fungi; Chytridiomycota; Chytridiomycetes; Synchytriales; Synchytriaceae. The transcript has 3 exons.